CCGAUAUUAUAUGUAGUUCAAAAGUUUGCUUAACGCUUCUUUAGUCUUUGCAGUCGACGAUACAAUGUCUUCAAAGAUAACUGCAGACCAGUUAUAUGAAAUAGUAAAGGCGGUUCUAGAUGGUUCCAAAGAAAAAAAACGUAAAUUUUUGGAAACAGUUGAACUUCAAAUUGCUUUAAAAAAUUAUGAUCCCCAAAAAGAUAAACGUUUCAGUGGGACAAUUAGACUCAAGACUAUACCAAGACCAAAAUUAAAAGUUUGCGUACUAGGUGAUGAAUCUCACUGUGACCAAGCCAAAGCUAACGGCAUAGAUUGCAAGUCUGUUGAUGACUUAAAAAAACUUAACAAAGAUAAAAAAGAAGUUAAGAAACUUGCUUCUAAAUAUGAUGCAUUUAUUGCAUCUGACUCCUUGAUUAAACAGAUUCCUCGUCUUCUUGGGCCUGGUCUUAACAAGGCAGGAAAAUUUCCAGUUAUGAUAACUCACUCAGAUAAGAUGAUGGACAAAAUAAAUGAAAUCAAAGCUACUAUUAAAUUCCAAAUGAAAAAGGUUUUAUGUUUGGCAGUUGCUGUCGGGCAUGUUGAAAUGACUGAUCAUGAGUUAGCUCAAAAUAUCUUUUUGGCAGUUAACUUUUUAGUCUCUCUUUUAAAAAAGAAUUGGCAGAAUGUUAGAUCUUUGCAUGUUAAGAGUACAAUGGGUAAAGUUCAACGAUUGUAUUAGAUUACAUUGAAGAUAUUGUCUUAAAUUGAA
Molecule: messenger RNA, 748 nt
Organism: Hydra vulgaris (swiftwater hydra)
Lineage: Eukaryota; Metazoa; Cnidaria; Hydrozoa; Anthoathecata; Hydridae
Product: large ribosomal subunit protein uL1
Biological process (GO): translation; maturation of LSU-rRNA
Cellular component (GO): cytosolic large ribosomal subunit
Molecular function (GO): RNA binding; structural constituent of ribosome
Source: RefSeq, a predicted model, not a curated record